This is a messenger RNA of Phacochoerus africanus (Common warthog), 1643 nucleotides long. It is a transcript of the gene SMIM19, whose product is annotated as small integral membrane protein 19. Lineage: Eukaryota; Metazoa; Chordata; Mammalia; Artiodactyla; Suidae. The transcript is spliced from 4 exons. The record is from RefSeq and is a predicted model, not a curated record. The coding region runs from base 231 to 554 and encodes 107 amino acids.
UUACGAAAAGAGAAAAUCUUUCCGUUUCCAGCUAAAUCUCGACCGUGGGCCAAGGCACACUCGUUCUCCCGCGCGGGUAGAGGCGCCCAGGAGCGCCGAGGCGGGACGGGAAGCUGCUUGCGCUCCCGGAGGACCCGGCCCCUCUCCCGGCCCGCUCGGACGCGCCGCGGCCGGACCCACGUGGACCUCCAGCCGGCGGCCAGACCCACCGCCCUGGAGCCCCGAGCCCCAUGCCUGCAGGUUACGGAGUAAUGGGUGACGAUGGUUCCAUGGAUUACAGUGUUCACGAGGCCUGGAAUGAAGCCACCAACGUUUACCUGGUCGUGAUCCUUGUCAGCUUUGGGCUCUUCAUGUAUGCCAAGAGGAAUAAAAGAAAAAUUAUGAGGAUAUUCAGUGUGCCGCCUACAGCAGAAACUUUGUCAGAGCCCAACUUUUAUGACACAAUAAGUAAAAUUCGUCUAAGACAGCAACUGGAAAUGUAUUCCAUUUCAAGAAAGUAUGAUUAUCAGCAGCCACAGAACCAAGCUGACAGUGUACAGCUGUCGCUGGAAUGAAAUCUCAGAAAAUGAGCAACAGAAGUGAUCAUUGUUCAAGCGUAUGGUCUCCUCAUUCUACUAAAUCAUCAAUGCCUCUUUUAAAAAAAAAAAAAUUGUCUCCAAAAAAAUCAUCAUACUUGUGACUUUUUCCUAAUUUUCUUUUUGUGUAUUUUGUUUUGCUUUCUUAAAUUGCAUCUCCAAAUCAUUUGUUACAUAAAUUUAAAAGGCCUCAAAAGACCUGAAUGCAGAGAUUCUGCCUGUGCCUAACAAGGAUCGAUGGUGAUUUCACCAUGGGAAGACGUUUCGUUUCUUCAGGAUACAAUCAGAAAUAAAAACACAUCCUUGUAAGCCAGAGUCUAGAGCUGAGGCCACCUCGAUUUGAACUUUUUUUGCCAAAUUAAAAAAUAAAAAUCUUGGAGUUCCCAUAUGGCCCAGCGAGUUAAGGAUCCAGUGUUAUCACUGCAGCAGCUCAGGUCACUGCUGGGGCAAAGGUUCAAUCCCUGGCCCGGGAAAUCCCACAUGCCGUGGAUGUAGUCAAAAAAAAAAAAAAAAAAAAAAAAAACUAAACUAAACUAAAAAAUAAUAAAAAGAAAAAUCACGUUACUGGAAUAACUUCCUCUUAAAUUGAGUUCUGGGAUAAAUGUAAAAUGGAUAUCAGACUAAUUAAUGUGUGUUCUGAUGGCUGUUGUUACCCCUCUAUCUAGUUGAAUUCAUCUUUGCUCCUUCAUAGCACAGUGAACUGGCUUUUCUACAUGGCAAAUUCAUGAAGCACACCCACCCACAAUCAUGGAAGCUUUCUGAGACUGGAAUUUGCUCCCCUACAUAGUAUUCCCAGGACUUUCUUCCACCAGAAAAGUCUUCUCUCGCCCAUAUUGGGUCCAUGCUGCUGAAGACAUGGGCACCUCUGAUUGGCCAUAGCAACUUGCUUUUUAGUCAUCAGACCAUCAAUGUUUAAUAUGACUGUCUGAUUUCUGAUGCUUUUUCAGCAUAACAAGCUUCCCUGAAGACUGUCCUGUCUUAUAUCCUUUGGUACUGUACAAUGAAAUGUUUUUGCCUGAUUUUUCAUAUUUCUCUAAAUAAAAGCUGGUUGGAAAUGGUGGCAGGAAA